CCACUGGGUUCCAGCAAACUGGAGGAUGAGAUCCGCACAGUGGCACAGACCAAGAGGGUCAGAGUGUCCGAGUUCUUCAAAGACUUUGACAGACUCAGAUCUGGCUUCAUCACAGCCUCCCAGUUCAAGCGCUGUCUGGACCAGAACCUCGGCAUUCAGCUGACCCCGCAGGAUGAGGUCAUGCUUCUGGACAAGUAUGACCUGAAGAGGGAGGGCAUGGUCAACUACAGGCUCUUCACAGAUGCCAUUGAUCAAGCCUUUGAUCCCAACUUCAUGACCCCGACUCCCCAGGCUCUGACCCACACCCCUGUGGAAUUCCUGGGUACGCAGCGUUCCCUGCGCCCACUGAGCCCGGGCUCCCUGCAGCGCGUCAGGGACAUCCUGGAGAGAAUGCAGCCGUUUUACAAGUACCACGGCAUCAACCUCAGGACUUCCUACGAGGACUUCGACAGGCACCAUAAAGGGGUGGUCACAGAGAGCCAGUUUUAUCGCAGUUUCCCCGGACCUCCUGACAUCACAGACGAGGAGAAGUACCUACUGGCCUGUCGCUAUGCUGACCCUGACAGACCGGGCCUGUGUAACUACCUGAACCUACACCACGACCUGGAGCAGAUAGCUGAGGACCUGAGAGACCCGGGCAUCAGCCCACCAUCAGAUCCUCUCCCCACCUACGGAUGGUGGCCAGCUGAGCCCCCAGCAGAUCCCGUCAUUCGGGAACUCUUCGAGAAAAUCCGCAAGGCCGUGUACAAGAACGGCAUCCGCACCAUCGAGUUCUUCCGCGACCACGACAAGCUUCGGAGCGGGAUCAUCACAGAGAACCAGUUCGUGUGCGGCCUCGCCUUGGCGGUCGGGAAGGAGGCGAACCUGGCUCGCACGGAGAUCCAGAAACUUGCGGACUACUACAAGACAGACGAUGGAAGAGUCAGAUACAGGGAGUUUUGCGACCUCAUGGAGAACGCAUACAAUGUACCAGACCUGGAGAAGAAGCCGACUGUGGACCCCAUCCGACCUCCCCGCGGGGCUCUGACAAGGUCCCUGAACCCACUGACGCCAGAGGAGGAGGACAGAGUACAACAGGUUCUGGAAGAAAUGAGAGAAACGGCUCGCAAGAGGCGGCUCAUGAUGUACCCUUACUUCAAGGACUACGAUCGGGGCAUUGCAUACACCCGUAAUGUCACCAAGUCCCAGUUUGGCCGCAUCCUGCAUUUCCUGAGCCUGAACAUCAACCCUCCGGACUUCAAGCUGCUCUGUCGGAAGUUCGAGGAACCCAUCAGCGGAGACGUCAACUACCCUGCCUUCGUACAAGCCGUCGAUAAAGAAUUCACAGGCUUCACAGUCGACAAAGAGACGCCCAAACCAAUGGUCAGCCCUGAACCGGACGUCCCGUCCCUUCCCAUCAGCACCGGCCAUGUCAACCUCGGCGAGGUGAUCUCACGCAUCCGCCAUCACGCGGUCGUCAACCGUAUCCGGGUGGCGGAAUUCUUCCAGGACUUUGACCCGCUGCGAAGCGGUUCGAUCACGAAGCCGAUCUUCCGGAGGGGCCUUUGUUUGAUGGGGUUCCCUGAUUUGCCAAACGACCAGUUCGCUGCGUUGGCGGAGCAUUACACCGACCCCAAACAGCCUGACAAGGUGGUGUGGACCCGCUUCCACGAUGAGAUCGAAUCAGCUUUCACCCAGAAAGGCCUGGAGAAGACCCCAACCCAUGCGGUCCCCUCCACAGAAGUCUUCCAGAUGGCAAAACCAGGCACCAUUCACUGGGAUACCCAGGCGCCGGAGGAUUGGAAGAGCGUUGUGGACGCUGCCAUGCACCGCAUGAGGGAGAAGGCUGCACAGAGGAGGCUUCUUUCCAAGCCUGUCUUCCAAGACUUUGACAGGCACAACUAUGGAUACGUGACCCUGUCCCAGUUCCGCCAGUGCCUGACUUAUCUGAGUCUUGAUGCUACUGAGGAAGAGGCAGCUGCCAUCGAGGCCAAGUUUUCUGACAAAACUGGAUUCAACUACCUAAGGUUCCUAGCGGAGCUGCAGCCCACCCCAGCCCAGGAGCUGAUGUACCAGAGGCGACUCAAGGAGCUCACACUGGUGAACCAGCAGAAGCAGCUGCCGGAAAUGAACGCAGCCUCCAACCUCGCUGGAGUCAUGUUCAAGAUCAAGGACAAGGUGGCGAAGGAGCGUACCCGUGUGUUGGAGUGGAUGCGAGACUACGACAAGCUGCGGACGGGCCGCAUGAAGAAGAAGAACUUCAGGCGUGCUUUGGACCUCUGCAAGUUUGAGCUGAAGCCCUCCGAAGUCAUCAUAUUGGAAAGAGAGUUCCAGUCCCCCGUAGACCCAGACUUCGUGGAGUACCUGCGGUUCUCGGACGAGGUGGAGUCCAUCUUCACCAUCAAGGAGCUGGAGAAGAUGCCGGAGGUGACGCCGGAGCAGUUCAAGCCGCCGGUGGAGUGGCAGCUCAACGUCCUGUCCGAGGAGAACGAGGCCAUGGUCAAGAGCACCAUGGAGAGGAUCGCAGAGAAGGUCAAGAAACACCGCAUGCAGCUCUUCCCGCCUUUCGAAGACUUCGACCGGGUCAACAAUGGCACCGUUUCUCGCUCCCAGUUCAAGAGAGUCCUGACCGAGCUGGAACUGGGCAGCCUCGUCAACCACCGGGAGUACGUCUCUCUGUUCCAGAAGUUCAUGGUACGAGUCGGAGGGAGGGAGGACGUGAACUACAUCGCGUUCUGUGAAAUGGUGUAUGCGAUCGCCGGAUUUGAGUGGAGAAAACCCUGAAAUGUCUCAUAUGAGUAGUAGAGAAGGAGGUUUUGUACACAGUGUUUUCAAUGUAUCUAAACAUUCCAGAAAAGUGAAGAAAAAAAUUGUUGUGUCACCUUUCAGACCUUGUCUUGUAAUUAGUUUUUCCUGGUCUGUUGUAAAAAGCAAGGCACAGAUAAACAUUCCAGAAAAGUGAAGAGAGAAAAAACUUGUUUUGCCACUUUUCAGACCUUGUAAUGUACAUGUAAUUAGUUUUCCCUAGACUGUUGUAAAGAACAAGGCACACUGUCUGUCCCAGAUAACAAAUGAUGGUGUCGCAUUCAACAUUAGCAAAUGUUAUCUGCCAUGGAUUCUACAGGAGCACUUUCCAAAGAUACGAAUGGUACUGCAGAUAUGAGAUUUGCACAUUGUGCUGCUUUAUUUAUAUUUCUACAGACAAUAGAAAUAUCUGAACAAAUGUGUCAAAAAUGUACCCCACUGGUAUUAUGUGAAUGAAUGCACUAUAAAAAGUCUCCAUGCAGCUUUGUAGCUCCGAAUUCUGUGCCUUAGUAUCUGUUUCCGUCCAAUUAACAUUUGACAUUCCUUCAGUUAAUAAACAGAGACACAUGAAGUGCUUUGUCAUAAACUUUGUACAUAUGUUUCUUAAUGAAUUUAUCAACAUUUUGUUACAAUUACAAGAAGAUGAAUUAGACUUCUUUCUCCAUAAAUGAUACUGUUCAUACCAUUCUUUGUUAUAGCUGAAGCUCAGAAUACUAGUACUAGUAUUGGCUAUUAUGGGUAACACUGAAUGAAGUUUUACAGCCAAUACAAUUUGUAGUAAAUUAAAUCUUUACUUACUUAUACAUUUGUGUCAAAAGUUGCACCAUUUCAGUGAAGUACACCCUAACGUGUGCUAAGUUGAUGCAGUUUGAAAUAUUGUAAUUUUCACCUAUGCAACAUUCACUAGCCACAGUACAUGAUGAAAUCAAAGAUUAAGGGCAAUAAAGAAAGUUGUUACUCAGAGUGAAAAAAAGCUUUGUCCAGACUUCUUU
Molecule: messenger RNA, 3776 nt
Organism: Branchiostoma floridae (Florida lancelet)
Lineage: Eukaryota; Metazoa; Chordata; Leptocardii; Amphioxiformes; Branchiostomatidae
Molecular function (GO): calcium ion binding
Source: RefSeq, a predicted model, not a curated record